Mucor mucedo is the source of this 2412-nucleotide messenger RNA. RefSeq lists its product as uncharacterized. The record is from RefSeq and is a predicted model, not a curated record. The transcript is spliced from 6 exons. The coding region runs from base 1 to 2412 and encodes 803 amino acids. Lineage: Eukaryota; Fungi; Mucoromycota; Mucoromycetes; Mucorales; Mucoraceae.
AUGAAAAAUUGCCAUCAACCCAUUUCCCAACAAGACGUUAUUAUGGAAGACCCAGCCCAAAACGCGACUAAUGUUGUAAGAGUGGCUGAUGGCGAGAUUCAACAACAACAACAACAACAACAACAACAACAACAGCAGCAACAGCAGCAGCAGCAGCAGCAACAGCAACAGCAACAAGGAGAUCUUGAAGAAGAAUACCUCGAAGAAGACUCUCAGGAGGAUGAUACGGAUGAUCCCCGGGAUUAUAGUGGUGAUAUCUCCGAGAACUACCCUGACGCGGAAGACGAACUUGAUGUGGACAUUGACAUCAUUGCGCCAAUCCAACAUGCUAUCUGUAGCAACGUCGAUGCAGGUGUUCAAUCAGGCUUUAAUAUGGGCAGUUUUGUUAAUUCCAUUCAACCUACAAUCCAUCAACGCGGGGAAAAUCCAACAACGAAUAACAACGAAUCGGCUCCGUUCAUAGCUACCAACCACAAGACGAAGAAGGAACAUACAUUCUUUAUGAACAAACCUUCCGAGUUUCUUACGCAUCUUAUGGCCGACCCUAUCAACAAGGUGAAAAGUGGAGGCUACCAGGCUGCCCCCGUUUGGAGUUUUGGAGAAGUGCAAGUUAUAUUCAACAGUAAUGGUGACUUUUAUUACGAUGUUUCUCCCCUCUUAUGUAUCGAUUCGCAAUUAUCAAAGUAUUCGAUGUCCAAAUUUGAAGGCCUGGUAGAUAAGAGCUCUCGUUUUGCCAUGUACCUGUAUUCAGAAAAUUUAUUUAUCCAAUUGUCUUCCGAGGAUAUUCAGGAUAAGCUUUGGAAUGAUACAUUAGCUGAUGUCAACAGGUUCAAGAGACGAAGAACAGACGGCUCCAUCAUGAAGGAAAUCUUUCAGAGCAGUAUAAUCUAUUGUAUGACACCUGCAGCUAUGUCUUUUGAUAGUAGAGGAUCAAAGAACAAUACUUUUAUGAUGUGUACAUCGAACAAGAACUUGUCGGCCGUUGAUAUGCUCCCUCCAAUUGUUGAUGAUUUGCUUUAUCUAGAGAAUGGUGUCGAAAUGUAUUCGGCAGUACAUGAAGAUUACGUCUUGGUUGUAGCUCCUCUUCUUUUUAUUCAAGGCGAUAAGUACCGUCAGUCGGAAUUGUCCAUGCACAGAGGCAGUGCUUCUAAUUUCUUCUGUCGUAAAUGUCUGAUUAAAAAGACUAAAAAUCCAAACCCCAAGUUACGAGUAAACGCAUCUGCCGCAACAAGGGAGCGUCAUGCAACUGCGCCAUUGAGGCUCAUCAAUCCUAUUCUCCACGAAUGUGCUACCAGAUUACGAUCUGACCUGGAGAAGGUGAGCAAGCUCGAUGCAACUGAUGAAGAUGGCAAGAAAGCUAUUAAGUCAUAUGAAGUCAGCCAUAGCAUAACCAAGAAUGGCAGUGAACAGCUUCUUCGCUUGGACUCUUAUGAGCCCAUAUUGGAUACUCCAUUGGAAUUACUUCACACGUUACCUUUGGGUAUUGGGCGAGCGAGUUCGAGCUAUCGUAUUCGCAACCGAGCCGAGCUUAAGAAACUUCGAGCGAGCUCGAGCUGCAAAAAAACGCAUCCGAGCGAGCUUCGACUGGAACACGAUCGAAGCUCGCUCGAGAGUUUUGAUCUUCAUUCCGAACACUAUUCGCAACCAAAAUUACAUUUGCUUCAUCAUCUGCCAUUUGAUAUUCGUCGGUUUGGAUUACCUGUUCAUUUUGAAACUGAGCACGGCGAACAAUUCAACAAGUUUAUUCGUAAGGCCAUUUUACUGACAAAUAGACAUCAGUCUGAACGGGAUGUUGCCUUGAAGUUUGUCAAACAAUUUAUGAUCCGUUUUCUGUUUAAUGGUGGUACUUUCCUUAUUGAAGAAGCAGAUGGGUCUUCUACUAGAUGCCGUGUUGGUCCUGAAAUUGCUAGAUUCAGAACUGCAAAUCCAAAAUUCGAAGAAUUAUUGCUCACUGUUCGUGAAAACUCGGAUAACAACGAAUACGUCAAUGCUCGUUCUGUGUCUCUCAAGGAUGGUGUUAGUGGGCUGUUUAUGAGUGAAAUUACAUCGCAAUCUUGCUUUGGAAGAAUUAUCGAGAGGACUUUACAGAACUCUGAAGGAAAACUACAAUUAGCUAAGUAUCUUUUAACUUAUGAAUGUAUAAAAUCCGAUGAAGUUAGUGAUAAUUUUUUGCGUUCAUUUAAUAGAUAUGCGUCGUCCAAGUUCCCUUUGUGGCUGACAACCGUCGAUAACAACCCUGUGGUACGCCCUGUGUCUCACAUAUUCGACGGCCAGUACUCACUUAUCGAGUUGAUGGAUCUUGAUACUUUUGCUGACAUCGAUAAAACCUACAGGAUUAUUAAUGUGCACAAAUACGGCUCAUUCUAUUUGAUGUUAAAGCAUUAUCAGGCUACUUUUCCCCAAGGCGAUUAG